AUGACGGAGUCAACAAAUGAACAAAUACCAGGCUUGAAACAGAAGAAAGUUUUUAAAAUUAUUGUUUUAGGCGAUUCGGGAGUGGGUAAAACGUGUCUCACAUACAGAUUCUGCGAAGGUCAAUUCCUUGAUAAAUCAGAGGCUACGAUCGGUGUUGAUUUUAGAGAAAGGACUGUUCGAAUAUUUAACGAAGAUAUUAAGCUACAACUUUGGGAUACAGCAGGUCAGGAGAGGUUCCGCAAGUCAAUGGUGCAGCACUAUUAUAGAAACGUCCAUGCUGUUGUUAUAGUAUAUGAUGUCACUAAACCGGAAACAUUCCAUAGGCACAAUUCACUGUGGAUUCUUCACAUAACACUCAGCUUAAUGCUGGCACCAGGAUUUAAACUUGGUUCUAUAGCCAGCUGGAUGCAGGAGGUGGAGUCGCAUGGACUGUCGAAGGCGCCUCGGGUCCUGGUCGGCAACAAGUGCGACUGCGGAACGCCAGAAUCGCGACUCGCAACCGCCUAUGCUCAGCGGUUGGCAGACAAACACGGAAUGCCGCUAUUUGAGACUUCAGCUCUUCUGGACACUGAGUGUGACAAUGUGGAGUCGAUAUUCAUGACUCUUGCCCACAAAUUGUAUUCUAAGCAGCCACUUCGAGUUGUCAGUGUUGAGGGAGAGCCGGGGUAUGGCGUGGUGACGCUUCCUCGUCAGCGAAGACCGCAGGUGACCGCUGGAAGCGACAACUGCCUGUGCAGU
Molecule: messenger RNA, 738 nt
Organism: Iphiclides podalirius (scarce swallowtail)
Lineage: Eukaryota; Metazoa; Arthropoda; Insecta; Lepidoptera; Papilionidae
Source: the annotation of a GenBank genome assembly